AUGUCAAGCACAACCCCAGUCCCCGCACCCGGACUUGCGAUGAUGUACCAGGUGCAGGCCCCAGCCUACGAGGCCGCCCGGGCCUACGCCCCCACCACCACCUACAGCACGCCCACCACCCCGCCCACCUUCACUCCGGCCGACCUCGUCGCCGCUGCCGCACGCAAGCGGGCCAUCAUAGCCGAUCUGCCCGCGGCCUGCGCCCACUGCGGCGCCUCGUUCGCCGGCGUGGCAUCGGGUCCGUGCGUGGUCGAGCUCAAGGGCGGCGAGAUCGUGGCCUACUGCAAGGCCGCCGGCGGCUGCGGCCGCUCCCAGGUCCUGUUCGUCCAGCCCGACCUGAACAUGCCCGAGUACGAGCAGGUGUGUGUGUUCGAGGCCGACCCGGACCACCCGGCCCCGCCGCCGGCCAUGGCCGCGCUGGUUGGACCGCAGCCCGACGCGCCCUGCAGGCGCUGCGAGCGUCUGUACCGGGACCACCCGCAGGGCUACGACACCAACGGCUGGCGCGUCUCGCGGCAAGUCCCCCAGCCCUUCCCGGAGGGCUGGCCCACUUGGCAGCCCGCGACCAAAUCUUGGUCAUGA
Molecule: messenger RNA, 582 nt
Organism: Acanthamoeba castellanii str. Neff
Lineage: Eukaryota; Discosea; Longamoebia; Acanthamoebidae
Exons: 1
Coding region: 1-582 (193 amino acids)
Source: RefSeq, a predicted model, not a curated record